Molecule: messenger RNA, 204 nt
Organism: Knipowitschia caucasica
Lineage: Eukaryota; Metazoa; Chordata; Actinopteri; Gobiiformes; Gobiidae
Source: the annotation of a GenBank genome assembly
AUGAAGAGGAGGAGGGAGAUGAUGAAGAGGAGGAGGGAGAUGAAGAAGAGGAGGAGUGAGAUGAUGAAGAGGAGGAGUGAGAUGAAGAAGAGGAGGAGGGAGAUGAAGAAGAGGAGGAGUGAGAUGAAGAAGAGGAGGAGGGAGAUGAUGAAGAGGAGGAGGGAGAUGAAGAAGAUGAAGACUGCCACUGACCUCAGACACUGA